AUUUCGUAGGAUAAAAACAACAAUUGUGUCCGAUAUCCAUUUUCCUGUAUCCUGUCUGAAGUCCGUCUAUAAUUCAUUGCAAUAUGUGAAAUUGUUACUCGUUUUGUGUCCGGCGAUUUUUCACCACUUUUCCGUUGCCUUGUUUGUGAAUUAUUUACUUAAUUUGGCGAUUUAACUAUCUAUUUAAUUUAUAUUUCGUUCGUAAAAUAUUCAAUCGAGUAUAUACCUACAACCGAGACCUACAAGGACAGUGAAUAUUACGCUGAUCUGUGUCGUACCCUAUAAAUUUCUAAAACCGUAACAAUGCCCAAAAAUAAAAAUUGGAAUUCAACAAAUCCACGGAAUGAAAUAAAAAUAAUGAAAUUAGACAUGGACGAGUUGAAAAUUAACAAAAGUGAAAAUGUUUCAUCUCCAAAACUGACUGAAAAUGAUAUGCUUUCUGAUGAAGAAGAUGAGAAUUUGACAUAUGCACAACUUAGAGAUAAAAGGAUGAAAGAAAACAUGAGUCUUUUAGAAAUUCUUGGUGUAAACGAAGCUGCAGAUACAUUGGCAGAUAAUUUAAAAAAUACUGUACCAGUUAAAAAAGGAAAAAAACUGUUAAAAAAAAAAUAUAAUUUAAGAACUAAAGGGAUUAUGAUACCUACUAGACGUUCAUUAAGAUUAGCUAAUAUACCUUUAAGUGACCUGAUUGAUUCUACAACUAAACCCAAUUGUCUAACGCAAGAAUUAGAUUCAAAUGAUGUUGAUGAUAAUAAUGUUGUUAAUCAAAUUUCCAUACUUACACCAAAUGAAGAUUCGACUUUUUUUAAAAAAUUAAGUGCUGAUUUAGUUGUUAAAGAAGCAGUUAAUGAUUUUCAUACAUGCGAUAUUGAUAGAUUUACCAAAGUAGUUAAAAGCCUGGAUAUGAACAAUGACUCAAUAAAGGUAUCUGCUGGCCGCAUCUACUCGCUUGCUAUUCAUCCUUCUGAAACAUCUUUGAUAAUUGUAGUUGGUGACAUUAAAGGAAACAUAACUUUAUUUAACAAAAUUGAUAAUGACUCACGAAGUUAUCAAGUACAUGGUGCUCCUGUGAAUUGUAUUUCGUUUUGCACUUGGGAUCCACAUAAGUUGUUUUCAACUAGCCAUGAUGGAUCAGUUAGAUGUGGUGAUAUUAAUAAACAGACUUUUGAUAUUAUUUAUAACAAUGAUUUGCAAACAAGAUUACAUGGUUAUCAUACUACUUGGCAUACUGAAUAUGAAAGAAACCUUCUUAUAGGCAGUGGUUCUGGUCAUGUAGAUUUAAUUGAUACACGAAAACCUAAUAUAAUAAUGAACACUUCUUGGUGCCACAGUAGAUCUGUACGUACAGUUCAGUGUCAUCCUUUGGAAAAAAAUUAUUUUUUGACUUCAUCUGGAGUGGGCGAGGUAUCUUUGUGGGACAUAAGAAAUAUGACCGACAAAGCAAUUAAUCCAGUAUUACAGUAUGAUCAUUCAAAAUCAUUAACAAGUGCAUUUUUUUCUGCUACUGGCAUUAAGAUGGUUUCAACGAGUAAUGAUGAUAAAGUUAGAAUCUUUAAUACUUCUAAAUUAAAUUCAGAAUAUACAAAACCAUUUGUAAACAUUAAUCAUAAUAACCAUACAGGGCGAUGGCUUUCAGUAAUGAAAGCAAAAUGGAAUCCAAAUAGGGACGACUCCUUUUUUAUUGGUUCAAUGUUAACACCUAAACAGUUACAAGUAUUUCACUCUGACGGAAAGUUGUUGCAUACACUAACUUCUAACAAAAUGACUACUUAUUGUCCAGUCAUAGAAGUACACCCAACUCAGGCUAUUUAUGUUGGAGGAAAUUCGUCUGGUCGUUUACAUAUAUUUAGUACUGAACAACAACUCUAAAAUUAUCUGAUAUAUUGAACAAUUAAUUAUUAAAUUUUAUCAUAUUGAAGUUUUUAUAACUUCAUAUUUUUAUAUUAACAAGUUUUUUGGAUUCAAAUUUAUCAUUAUCUACUGUAAUAGGUUUAUAACUCUUUUAAGUUUAUAUUAUUAAAAAUUAUAUCUAUGUCAUAAAUUAAAAAUCCAAAUAUGUAAGAUGUAGGUACGUUC
Sipha flava (yellow sugarcane aphid) is the source of this 2076-nucleotide messenger RNA. RefSeq names its product WD repeat-containing protein 76-like. The transcript is spliced from 12 exons. Gene Ontology annotation, biological process: regulation of DNA damage checkpoint. The record is from RefSeq and is a predicted model, not a curated record. Gene Ontology annotation, molecular function: DNA binding; protein binding. Bases 304 to 1869 code for a protein of 521 amino acids. NCBI's taxonomy places the organism in Eukaryota, Metazoa, Arthropoda, Insecta, Hemiptera, Aphididae. Gene Ontology annotation, cellular component: nucleus.